This is a messenger RNA of Sclerotinia sclerotiorum 1980 UF-70, 1017 nucleotides long. RefSeq lists its product as hypothetical. The coding region runs from base 1 to 1017 and encodes 338 amino acids. The transcript is spliced from 2 exons. The record is from RefSeq and is a predicted model, not a curated record. NCBI's taxonomy places the organism in Eukaryota, Fungi, Ascomycota, Leotiomycetes, Helotiales, Sclerotiniaceae.
AUGGAUCCGUUAUUUCACGAAGCCAGAAAUAGACACUCCGCUCCCAAACCACAACCCAGCAAAGAAGAGCGAACACCUUUCCAAGAGCAGCUUGCUAAGAACCCUUACGCUCUCGCCCUCGCAACCCCCGUCCGUCAAUGUUCCGCAACGCAGAUCUCCCUCCCCAGUUUCUUCCUCCAAGACUUCACCCUAAUGUCGCAUCCAACCACAUCUGACCCAUGGCACGUUCCUCGAAGUCUAUCCUCUCAUUCCUCCAGUCUCAAAUCCUCCUCCUCCGAAGAGUCAUCCGUCUAUAAUCCUUCCCUAGGAUCUACCACCUACGUAGCUAUGCGCCAACCACUCUUCCAAUCAUUUUUCAAAAAAGGUUCCGGAUACACAGGGAUUUACAAGAAAUUCGGCAUCGUAAAUGCGAGAAGUGUUGCGAGGAAACACGUUACGUUGCAAGCGCUUUGGAGAUCAGAUAUGGAUACUUUCUUGCUGGAAUUGAUGAGGAGGAGAACGGUGGAAUUGUUGGAGUACUUGUGUAGUAGGGAUAAUCGAUAUAUACACAAAUGUGAGACUUGGGAAAGAGUGGAAUAUAGUGAGCAGGUUGGAUGUGUGUUAUGGAUGGGGCAAAAGGUUGUUUCGGGAGAAGGACAGCAGGCAGAGGAACAGGAAUAUGAGCAAGAAACUCCACCCGGAGAAUUUGAAACCAAGAGGAUUGGACCCGGAGGAAGAAAAGUUGUGCCGGUGUUUAAUCUAAGAACGAUGAUGGGAAAGGAUUGGAUUCAGAAGAUGAGGGAGGGCAAUCGGAUUUUUGAGAACCAGAUUUUGGUUGUCAAACAUAAGAAUGCUACGAAAGAGGUACAGAUGAGGUUAUGGAAGUUGCAAGGUUAUCUUGCUUCGUAUGGGGGGAUGUCUGAUGAAGUAGUUCCCGUAAAGGUGCAGAGAUCGAAGAAGACUGACUUCAAGUCGGUCGAUAUUACCGACUCUAGACCGAAGGGUAAUUUUGUAGCGUUCGGUAAAUCUAGAAGAUAA